This is a messenger RNA of Solanum stenotomum, 1911 nucleotides long. RefSeq lists its product as uncharacterized. Bases 84 to 1637 code for a protein of 517 amino acids. Gene Ontology annotation, biological process: ribosomal small subunit export from nucleus; ribosomal small subunit biogenesis. The transcript has 5 exons. The record is from RefSeq and is a predicted model, not a curated record. Gene Ontology annotation, cellular component: nucleus; preribosome, small subunit precursor; cytosol. Lineage: Eukaryota; Viridiplantae; Streptophyta; Magnoliopsida; Solanales; Solanaceae.
AAAGCUUCUUCUACAUACAAACUAGCUAAAAUCGAGUUUCAGAAAACACUAUCUGUGCCGGCGAUUGCUUUUUUUCGAUAACAAUGGGGAAGAAAAAGUUCAUCGACAAGAAGAAAUCAGCUACUUUUCAGUUAUUCGCCUGUGAUUCAUCGGAUCCGGCUUACGAAUCCGGGUCCUCCGGCGCUGACAGAGUGUUCGUCAGAGUUGACAACAAUACAUCCUACUCAGUCGACGCCUUUCACUCCGCCGAUCAAUUUAACCCAGAUGACCCGAAUUCGAUAUACGCGGAUGCUCCGGAAGAUGAAGAGGAGUACAAUGGGUGGGCAGCUGGGUAUUCGGGUACCGGAAAUCAAACUGUGCUGUUACCUGAUGAUGUUAGAAAGGAGAUAUUGGAGCUAGGGUUUCCUGAUGAUGGGUAUAAUUACUUACAUCACUUGAGGGAGAUUAAGAAUACUGGUGGAGGCUCUGCUUAUUAUGAGAAUCCUAAAGCUAAGUUUAAUGAGCUUCCUCGUGAUGUUAAGGCAUAUGAUGCUUCAAGAGUUGCGGUUGCAAAAGUGGAUGAUGAUUCCAAUGAGAAAUAUGUAUACAAUGUGGCAGCCAAGACGGUAGGGGUAAGAGUUCAGAAGGCAGUGGAUCCUGAAGUUGCUGCUUUGCUAGAUGACAGUGAUUUGUCACGUUUUGGGUCUGAUGAGGAGGAUUUAGAGUUGGAAGAAGAUUUUGUUAUCACGGCAAACCUACCCGAUGAGGCAGAUACUGUGGAACUUGACAAGAAUUUAAGCUUGCUAGAGAGAUCAGACGUUGACAAACUAGGAAGCAAUGAUACGGCUGGACAUGUGCAGAGAAAUGAGGCCAAAUUUGCGACUAUUGAAGAGAAGCCAAGAGCACGCCGCCCUCUGGAUGAACAGUUUGAUAUGCUUGAACUUGAAGAGUAUGGAUCUGAUACCGAAGAAGAAUAUGAUGGUGAUAUGAUUGAGGAAAAUGAAUGUCACGAAUCCCUUGCAGAAAAGCUUAAUCAUGCAUUUAAGGAGUGUGCCAUUGAUGGCUUGGAACUCAAUAAUUAUGGACCAGAUAAUGCAGAAUUGCUUGAACCUGAAGCUGAUGUCAUAAACAGGUGCAGAGAAUAUGCAGAGAAGUAUGAAAAUGAAGGUCCAGAGGAAGAAGCAGCUAUUUUUGAUGAAAGCAGCAGUGACUCAGAAGUAUGGGAUUGUGAAACUAUAGUGUCAACGUAUUCAAAUCUUGAUAACCACCCUGGAAAAAUUGUAGCUCCUGAAGCGAGGAGAAAAAAGUUGCUCCCUGCUAUUUCUGAAGCUUCGCCUAUAAUAUCCCUCAAAGGAAAAGCAAAUCUUCCUGUAGACUAUUUGCCUAGCAAGGGAAAGCAUGCCUUGCUAAAGGAGGAUAAGAAAAAGCAAGGUUCAGAAAAGGAGGGAAAGGACAACUCAAUGAAGGAGCAGCUCAAAAGAAAGCAACAUGGUCAAGAGUCAAAGGAGGAAAAGAAAGAAAGAAAGGCUGCUGUGAAGGAAGAACGGCGUGAGGCGCGCCGUAUGAAAAAAGAAACGAAGGAGCUAUACAAGUGUGAAGCACAGCGUGCCCAGAAGGUUGCUGCUUUUACCGGUCCAUCUGCCAUACAUCUCAUGUGACAUUAUUUUGGUUGUGUACUUUAAAGUCAAAGCCUUUGCAGCUGUAGUUGAUCCUCUAUUGCACCCAAAAUGAGAGCUUUUUGUUGACAUGUUCUUCAAUUAUCAAGACGAUGUUCGAAAGCUUUUCUAUUCUUAGAUGGUAUAUAAUACAUGAUAGAUCCUCGAAACAGUUCUCAGUUACAUAACGUAUGUGCAUGGUCAAGCAGAGUUGCAAUUUUGAUGAAUAUUUACGGUUUAAUUGGUGGAAUAUGCAGACUUGUGGACAUUCUAUGUA